This is a messenger RNA of Fomitopsis serialis, 879 nucleotides long. RefSeq lists its product as uncharacterized. Lineage: Eukaryota; Fungi; Basidiomycota; Agaricomycetes; Polyporales; Fomitopsidaceae. The transcript has 3 exons. Bases 370 to 750 code for a protein of 126 amino acids. The record is from RefSeq and is a predicted model, not a curated record.
GGCUCGCCCAGGUGCUACCAUACUGUAGCUCUACCAUCUACAUACCCACUUCAGACUGACCCUCGGACCAGCACGAACGGCGCAUCGGCACAUAUGAAUGGAGCCGCGUCACAGCGCGUCGACCAGCAGAGGCCCCUCGGACUACACAGGCAGCGUCAUGCGUGCCGCGAUUAUCGACGACAUCGACUGUAGCUCCAAAGACGAGUGCGUCGACCUCCGUGGGAGCAUGCGUGCGUGCUGCACCCGCCCGCGAGCCGUUGCCAUCCACGCCCGCGAGCCGUUGUCCACGCAUGCGAGCCCGAGCUUGGCGAGCGCAGCGCCGUGGAGCGUGUCAGACACGGCCUGCAUCGGCGUGGCCGCGCUGGCUCGAUGGAGUCGACCUCGUGCAGGCGGAUGAGGCCUACCCGACAUCCUCGCUGCUGCGGCACGCCCACGCCCGCCAUCCACUACCUCCAGCCGCGCGUCGUCCUGCACACAGAGUCGCGAGCACCCGUGAGCACGACCUCUGCUACUUCUUUGCGAGUCCGGGGCUGCUGUACCCCUUCGCUACCAUGCACACUCCUUGCGCCGCAAGCCACGGGAAUGCUCAGCUGCGGGCCACCGCAGGUUCCUGAGUGCGUCACGCAGGGCGUGAAGGAGCGCAAGCGUGGGACGAAGCGCAUGGAGGACGUCGAGGCUGGGCUUGUAGGGUUGCUCGCGAGGGAUGCUGUUAGCAUCCCAAAUUACUGUACAUCAUUAAUACUCGCAUGAAUACAUAUAAUCACUACGACUGCAGCGUUUGUUAGUGUAUGACGAAUUGUCGGGGCCUCGAACAUACCAAAUUGGGAAGGCUGCUGCUUUAUGCCCUUUGUGUAAAUUGCAGCAAGACCUAUUACAGUG